AGAAUAAGGGCCGCAAGGUCACGGUAUAUGAUCUUUUGCAGAACAGCAAGGUUGAGACGGGUUUCGGCGACACGGAGAUCCCUGUUUUGGAGAUUGACCUGAGCGGAGUCACCAUUAACUACUUUUUGCGCAGCAUCGAUGCCGUCACGAUGGCACUGGACCACCGCCUGAGGCUACUGAGUUUGGACCAUAUGGAAUCACCAUUGUCGGUGCCCUGCGACCCGGACGCUUAUCCGAAGUGGCUGCAGAACGCCAUGCGCGGAUACUGGAAGCUGGCAUGUCGGCCGUUCAUUCCAUCGGGUAUCAAAAGCCAUAUGUCUAAGCGGCACAAGAGAGUGCCUAGCCACCUGGCCUCAUCUACCAAUGGGGCGACCAUAUCGACGCAGUCCACACACACAAUGGGCGGUGUGGCCGGUUCGGCCAGCACAACCAGCCAGAUAUCUGAUCACAUGGAUGCCGCAUCCAGCGUCGUGGCCAGCAAGCAGCUGAGCAAUAGCGUGGGUGGUAUGGAGUUUUCGGCUCAUUCCUUUGCGCCCAACGGCAUUGGCGAAAACGCUCACCAAAUUAACAUAAACGCUUUGACUAACUAUACAGACGCAUCACUUGCCACCCAGGCAUCUUUCCUCAACAGUUCUACUCAUCAGCCAGCGGCAUCUAACGAUAUUAGCUCGCUGCCACUUCUUGAGGCUCUGCUCUCCGGACCUAACUCGGCACUUCCCCAGCCGCAGCCCCCGAUGCCGCCACCGCAACAGCAGCAACAGCCUCCUAUGCUGGAAUCAGCGCCGGCCACGAUGUCCUCUCGCUUGUCUGGUUUGAGACCGCCGCCCCAGCCGAUGGUGCCCACACACUCGGCGCCUGCGGAUGAUAUCCUACUGAUGCCUUCGAAGCGCACCUACGAUGUGAGCACCCCCCUGCCAGCGCUUCAGCAGCCAUCCUCAGGACGCAGCAACCGCCACAGCAACCAUCGCAGCAGCAGCCACCGAUGCCCGUUUACAGCAAUGGCGACCCUGAUCAGAAUAUAUCACCCAUGCAUCACGCGCAGGUCAACCUUGGCAUGCCGCCGAACAAGCGCAUGCGACACGCCUCAUCCACCACUAUUGCUACUAACCCGUACAGCGCAGUGAAUUCGGGCGCAAUCCCGAGUAACCAUGGCAGCUUUGAUUAUCGGUACCAAGACGCCAUGAAUGCCCUGCAUCAAUGUCAGCCUCCCCCUCCUCCCCCUGCCCCCUCUCAUCAUCA
Molecule: messenger RNA, 1239 nt
Organism: Kickxella alabastrina
Lineage: Eukaryota; Fungi; Kickxellomycota; Kickxellomycetes; Kickxellales; Kickxellaceae
Exons: 1
Coding region: 150-1124 (324 amino acids)
Source: RefSeq, a predicted model, not a curated record